AAUGAAUUGAUAGCCAGAUACAUCAAACUCAGGACAGGCAAGACGAGGACCAGAAAACAGGUGUCUAGUCACAUUCAGGUUCUUGCCAGAAGGAAAUCUCGUGAUUUUCAUUCCAAGCUAAAGGAUCAGACGGCCAAGGAUAAGGCCCUGCAGCACAUGGCUGCCAUGUCGUCGGCACAGAUCGUCUCGGCCACCGCCAUUCACAACAAGCUGGGGCUGCCUGGGAUUCCACGCCCCGCCUUCCCGGGGGCGCCGGGGUUCUGGCCAGGAAUGAUACAAACAGGGCAGCCAGGAUCCUCGCAAGACGUCAAGCCCUUCGUGCAACAGGCCUACCCCAUCCAGCCAGCAGUCACAGCCCCCAUUCCAGGGUUCGAGCCUGCAUCAGCCCCAGCCCCCUCAGUCCCUGCCUGGCAGGGCCGCUCCAUUGGCACAACCAAACUUCGCCUGGUGGAAUUCUCAGCCUUCCUUGAACAGCAGCGAGACCCAGACUCGUACAACAAACACCUCUUCGUGCACAUUGGGCAUGCCAACCAUUCUUACAGUGACCCAUUGCUCGAAUCAGUGGACAUUCGUCAGAUUUAUGACAAAUUUCCUGAAAAGAAAGGUGGCUUAAAGGAACUGUUUGGAAAAGGCCCUCAAAAUGCCUUCUUCCUCGUAAAAUUCUGGGCCGACCUAAACUGCAGUAUUCAGGACGAUGCCGGGGCUUUUUACGGUGUAACCAGUCAGUAUGAAAGUUCUGAAAAUAUGACAGUCACCUGUUCCACCAAAGUAUGCUCAUUUGGGAAGCAAGUAGUAGAAAAAGUAGAGACGGAGUAUGCAAGGUUCGAGAACGGCCGAUUUGUGUACCGAAUAAACCGCUCCCCGAUGUGUGAAUAUAUGAUAAACUUCAUCCACAAGCUCAAACACUUACCAGAGAAAUAUAUGAUGAACAGUGUUUUGGAAAACUUCACAAUUUUAUUGGUGGUAACAAACAGGGAUACACAAGAAACUCUCCUCUGCAUGGCCUGUGUAUUUGAAGUUUCAAAUAGUGAACAUGGAGCACAACAUCAUAUUUACAGGCUUGUAAAGGACUGAACAUGGUUAUUUAUAUAUAGAUAUCUGUAUAUACACACACACACACACCCAUGUGCGCACACACACACUCUCUCCAUUAUUGAAUGACUGACUGUAAACCUCGCCACAGAGGGGUGUGCCCUGGCCCUGAGGACACCCUGACUUUUUCUAAAUCCUGUUUGAGUGAAGUCAUUAUUUUUUUCAUGUGUUCAUACUAUCAUUAUAGCUGUGAAGUUCUGGUACAGUUGUAAAAAGAGAAAUCUGAGUGGUUUCUAUGUGUUCUUCACAUCCGCAGCCCACAAUUCCUCGGGAAAAGGUGACCCUUAAGAACCUGGGUCUCCUCUGUCUGCAGAGACCCGUUUCUAAUUGUGGUAGGAAAAAAAAAUUUUGAAACAGAGCAUUUGCCAUGGGGCAUUUACAGCCUUUAUACAAAUGUAUUUAGUUCUGUUUUUUUUUUUUCCCCAACGUAAAAUUCUUGUCUUAAGAUACAAGUAAAAUUAAUCUUUAAAUGUAAAUGUAAAUUAGUACACAAAACUAAGAAUCUUUAGACUUAUCUUUGUAACUAAUUAGGGUGGAAGUUAUGAAAGAAUGUAAUUCACUAAAUUAUUUUUUAAAUGAAACUUUUCUUUCUUUUUGAAACCAAAUGUUAAAAUAUAGCCUUAAAUGCUUGGUAGAAAUAUUCUAAUGAGACAAAUUUAUACUUUUUUUUUUUCCUCAACGUGAAAACUAAUCUCUUAAUCCAUUAAACUCUUGAACAGGUAUUACAAAGGAAGAAAACUUCACCCCUUAUCCUUAACAUAUAUAGUAUAUUUAAAAAAUAUAAAAUUGUAUUGUACUAAUGUGAUGAUUAUUUAAUGAAAAAAAAAAGAUGGCUCUUUUUGCAAUAAGUAGAUAAAUACUGAAAAUCUAAACAUACAAUGUUUAUAGUCUUGUGUGUGCAGUUACAUUGUCUCUGGACAACCAAAUUUUUUACUAAGAUGAGUAAAUGUUUGAACCACUGAAAUUUAAUAACAAAAAUUUAAAAUUGGCAUGAAUACUGCACUGUGAGCUGCAAAGUAGAGAAAAAUCCUGUGGCUGGGAGAAAUUUCAUCAACCAAACAAGUAAAAGGCUCAUCAGUUUUAGCAUCUCUGCUCCCCGGAAAAUUGCAAGCAUCCUCACCAGCCUGUGGAUGAAUUCUUUCUGGUGAACCAGUGUGCAUAUUAACCUGCUAUAACUAUGUGUGUACAUGUGUGUUCAUGUACACAUCCACACACAUAUACACACAUAGUUGUUAAACACAUAUUUAUUGAACAUCUAUUCAGUGUCAUCAGUUUGCUAGGUGCUGAUACGUAUGUAUAUCUCAACCUGUGUCCAUAGAUCUAAAUAUAUUCUCAAAGGACAUCUGUUUGCUCAACAUCUCUCAAUAAGUCACAGUACUUGUUUGACUGAGGUUUGAGAGGCCCGGUACUCUCUCUGACUUUUUUCAGACAGACUCAUCUGGAAGGUUCUCUUCCCAGAAGAAAUUCAACUUUCCAACCCAAAUAUUCCAAAGCAUUGCCCAGGCAGAGUUGGUUUGAAGUGGCCACGUGUCUUGGGUUAUUUCCAUAAGUGCUUCAUUGGGAGGGAGACAGGGUUAUACUCCCCAGCUUCCCAGAGGAAAGUGACAUUUUUAUAAUUGCCAGGAAUAGGUCAACACAAUAGAACAUGAAAUAAGUUUUGUAAGUUGUGAAGCCUAUCGUGGCUUUUUCAUCAAGCCAGAAAAGAAAUGCCGUGUUCUUUCACAUCCAAGUAACUUACCCGCUUCCCUGUCCCAACCACCUGCUCUGACCCUGCUUGGAUAUUGAUUAGAGUGUCUGGCGGUCGGGCCACGAGGGUGUGGCUGGCUUGUGGCAGACAGGAGGCCACUGGACGGAGCCUAACCUCUCCCAAACUCAUGCCACUGGUUCCUGGAAGGACCAGAGGAGAAAGUGCAAAACUUCUCCCACUUGGAACGCACACCCCCCUUAUGAACCAGUAGGCUGAUGUCUGUCUUCCCUCCAUAAAGAAACUAACAUUUAUUCUCUGACUCUAAGGGGGCCUUUGAAGGAUUGCCCUAGUUGUCUGCCCUUCCAUCUGGCCUUCCGCCCAGGCACUGAAGCUUCUUCCGUGGUCAUCAUACUUAAUGACUUCUCCUGGGCACCCCUCCUAGGGAUGUUUCUUUCACUCCUGUCUCCCGCGUCUUUCCUCAAUGGAAACCCCACUCUCCCAGGGCCAGGACCCUAUGAAGGGGGGUAAAGGAUCUUCUAUGGCCAGAGCCAGCCAGAACUUCAGCGAGAGAAGUAUCUGAUUCACAUUCCCACAGAGGAAUGGGGCUCUUCUGUCUGCCAGGAGGACUCUUGGGAUUUACUUUUCAAAGCACAAAUAGACCCAAGAAGAGCAGCUGGAGGGUUGGUUCUGUUGGCUACAGGGAAGGGCAUACCCUGGUCUGCUGAGCCCACGGAGGCAGGCUGUGCCCUCCUCCCCCAAAUGCCUUCGGAGCUGAGUUUGGGGCAUUUACGUGAACAACCUGGAGGAUUGCUUUUUGCUCUUAAAAACAUUUCUAAGAGCCUUAAAAAUUUUACUUCUCAUCUUGUUCUUCUAAAACUUUCUCCAGGGCGGAUAUUUUCCCUAUCUUAACCACUGAUCCAGUUACCCAAACCCUUGGCCCUCUCUCUGUCUCUGCCAAGUUAGGUGCUGGGGUGGGGUUCGUGUUGCACCACCUAAUCCAAGUCUGUCUGUGGUCUUUCCUCCUUUGUCGCAGUCUUCUCCCUUCAGCUGUCAAGCUUCCCAGAACCAUAAAGAAGGCUUUCCAGGCCUCUGUCCUUACAGCUUUUAUAGCUUUCUUUUGGGUGCCGGAUCUCCUGGCGACCCUGCAUUACCAGCCUUGAGUCAGGGGCAUCUCGUACUUUUAUUGGGGAGUGUGGAGGCCCAUCUUCCGUAGCCGACACAGGAGAGAGCUGGAGAACUGGACUCUGGUCAGUAGGCAUUCGUUUCCAUCUUAGCAAGAGACCUAAAAUUACUAUCAGGACUUCUUCAGAACAGGUUCUGGAAUCCCAGGUUUAUGCUACUCUAAGUCAGGGGUUCUCAGCCUCGACACUGUUGACAAGUUGGGAGCAGUUCUUUGUUCUGUGGGACGAUCCUGCGUAGCGUCCCCAUGGGCUCCCCCAUGCCCUCCCUGCUGGUGCCACAACCCAGACUAUCUCCAGACAUUACCACAGGUCCCAUGGAGCCCAGUAUCACCCCCAGUUGAGAACCACUGCCCUAGAUCUUAGAGGUCACAAAUACCAUAUUUGAGAUUUUCUUGUUCCCUUCCGUUUUGCUCCAAGAAAGCUGCUGUCCUGGAGCCUUGUUUCAGGUUGUGAAGAGGCAGGUAGGAAUAUUCCUCAAAUGACAUUAUGUCCCGGUCUCCUCCCCUUCGGAGCUUCUUUCACGGCAGAGUCUGUCUGGCUACAGAGGAUUCCUUCAUUCAUCCCCGGGGAUGUGGGGAAGAGCUGGUCACCAUCAUCCCCAUAAUCAUGUUAAGGUGUAUCUGUGAUUUGAUCUUUAUUCCUUAGUUUACCAGCUUUAAAAGAAAUCCCAGCUACAUUCACGAUUCUCAUAAGCAUCUGGGUCUCACGAUCAAAGCUUUCAUCAUUUCGGUAAACUUACUCCGGUCUUCUGCUUUCUGCCCUACGCUCAGUGCUGUUUUUAGAAUUUAUGGAAGCCUUUGGAACACCGCAUCUUUAAGGAUGGAGGCGAGAGGGACCAGUUCUGGCAGCGGGCUGAUAGAUAUUUCUUUGUUGAGCUAAAAGAGAGCACAAACUACCCUCCUUCAUUUAGCAGAUGAGGAAGUUGAGGCCCAGAGGGGAGGUGACUUGCCCAGAGUCACCCAGCUGGUCAGUGACACAACCGGGGUGAGGCUCUGGGACCUCGCCACUUAAUCCUUGGCCUCUCCCAGUGCAAGUUGUUCCUCUUUGGUGCUCAUGCUUCAAAGAUCCCUACGAAGGUGUGCACAGGCUCAGUGCAGAAGAGAGGGGGGCACUAAGAACCCCCUCAGCCAGAGCACGGCAUCGCCCCGAUGCUGACGCUGCUUCCCCCACGGAGCCUCUGGUCUGGUUGGAGCUACGUGAGGCAGCCACAAGCAGAUACGAAAGCUGAUGAGCCUUUUCGCUUACCCUGAGGACAAUGCACCUGCCACAGACUCCGAGUCUAAUUUUUAUCUGCUAGGCAACCCAGCCGCCCUGUCCCACACUCAGACCAGCCAAAAAGCAGCCCCCAUUCCCAGCACUUGGUGUGAGAAGUCCCCAGAUGACUUCAACCCAAGUCUUCUUUAGGUCUCAAUUCUGUAGUGGCUUUAGCAGUCUGUUUUUGUACAACCAUAAAUUAUUUAAAUCGUCUGAGAUGACAGUCAAUCUUACAAACCAGGUACACAUGAUUUGUCUAAGUUUGUAUAUGCUCUGUCUGGUACCCUACACCUGUCCUCACGAAGGGUGGAACCGAUUCUGUGUGUUGGCGUUCACACCUGUGACACUGAGAGCAUAUGUCUGCAUUGCUUCUUUCUUUCUGUUGAUGUUUCUGUGGCAAAGCCCUGCACCUGUCAUUUCUGAAAAGCCUUAAAUCUUUGAGACGUUGCGUGUAGGGUGUGCAGUGCAAAAGGCUGCCUCAGAACUGUGAGCCCUUUUGUAAGCUGGAAGCAUUUCUCUUACUACUGUUACUUUUUUAGGGAGUUUUAAAUUCAGAGCUGCCAAAGCGUUCCAGUAAGCAGUGCCUUAGUGAUUACCUAGUCAUACCUAGCCCUCUGCGUCCAUUUACUAAUUGGCCCCGUAUUUGAAACCGCACAGGCAAAAAUUGUUCUCAUUUCUCUUUUGUAAGCCCAUUUUUUUCCUCCGGUUCUAUAGGACACUGACCACUUGGUCUAAAAUCGGAAACUGAACACGAGUCGGUUCUUUGACCGCACUCUCAAAUGUAUAUACCAAAACGGAAGGUUUUCCAACUUCGUAGUUUACUAUGAAAAGCAAAUUGUACUUUUAAAGUUGCCUUUUCAAUUCAUGACCAAAUACUUAGCUAUUUAUGAAUCUUCUGCGCUCUAGCAUGGAAGUGCCUUUGGUUUGAGAUUCCAGCUUAGAAAAGUGCUACCAUAUAACGAUAAUUUGUAGAGAGACCAAAAAUAUUCUGAGAUCACCGUAAUGCCUUUGGUUUACCAGGAUGAGUAACCAGCCACAGGCCUCUGUCCACAAGGGCGCGACGCGGACCCUACCUGCCGCCACCAUCUGGCGCUCAGCAGUAGCAGCGGCAGGAGGGACCCCAGGAACUGUUGUGUGUGUGUGUGUGUGUCCGCGACCCCGGGCGUCCUCUUGGCCCGUCACCCAGCCCUGCGUCCGCGUGAGGGGACUGCCACGCAAACGACAGACUUUCGGCCGGUGGACAGAUUUGUCCCUCCCCUCGUGUUCGUGUUCAGUCUCUGUGGAGGCUUUCUUUCCCAUUCAGACGACAGCGCGCACUUCUCUGGUCUACGCAGUGAUACCACUCUGGAAGUUGGAAGCCUCGAACCGAGAUGCGAGUGCAGAACAAAAAUGAGUUAGGGUCAUUACAGUUGAAGUGUUCUUCUUACGGCGGAAAUGUUGACUCUGAGUGUUGUGUACGAAUGUGCUAUGAGAAACUUCCAAAGAGCACCAUUCACAAUUCGGCAUUUUUAAAGAAUGUUCCAGCCCUCAAAAGGGCAACCCUUUAGAGUCCGUGUUGGCUUUUAUUAAAACCUUGUAGAGAUGGGGAAUACUGAUAGAGGUAAGGAAGAGGCAUGGAAAGGACCAGAAGGCAAAAACACCAGCCAAACAAAAGCCAGGAGAAAAAAAAAAUGUUCUUUACCGAUAUAGACUUCACAAUGACAUUAGACAUCUUUGAAAGUUAGCCUCUGAACUCUUAAUGCGUAUGUUCUUUCGUCUCUCCCUGGUGUCUUUAAGAUUACCCUGUCUGGGCUCUGAAAUUUCAGGAGUGAUUUCUACCCACACCAAGUUGUGAGUAUUUAUAGAAAUUUCUACAAGAAAAAAAAACACAAAAACAGUCAAAUGAUGAAAAGGAAAAUGAGCUAACACGAGCGAUAGUCAGUCGCUUGAGUUCAGCCCUCCCUGUCAGUACUGAACCACCCCUGGAAAGAAAUUAAUCAAAUGCUUGUUUUCCUGCUUCUCUUUUCAGCUGUUACUGUGCUUUGUUUGGCAAUAGUUUUCUCUCAUAAACUCAUUGCUUCUAUUGUUAAGAAUGAAGGUUUUGUGUUUAAAAUUUACUGCAUUUGCAAGGAUAGUUUCGCUGAAGUCAUGCACCAUUAACUAAGAUGAAAUAUUGGUAUUUAUUGUCCUACUUCCUAAGGCUGUAGCUUGUUUUAUUCUUUGUGAAUUUGCAUUGAGUCAGUCGUAUGCCACACUACAUCAUUUUAGUUUAUUUGAAAUGGCAUUUAUGUCCCCUCGUGUUCCUCAUUAAAUGGGGUCAGAUUCUAGGAGAUUCCACCUCUCUCAGGUAGACUCUUUUGUCUGCCUUCCAUUAUGAGAUGGUUUUCCCUUCCCCUGUCUCUGAGAGAGGCUGACAGAAUCUAGGCAUAAAUCAAUUGGAAACCAGUCUCUUAUUUUAUUAUUAUUAUUUUUUUUGGAUCAGUCAUUUUCUGUGAUUAGUUUGUGUAAAUUAGAUAUUAACUGCACUUCUUUAAAAAAAAAUACAUCUCCCUGUUACCUCCUUGAAAGAUUCACUCUGUAGGCCUUUGUCAAUAGGCUCUAGCCUGCAGAUAAGGAAAGAGGAAAAAAAAAAGAAAGAAAAAAAAAAACAGUACGUGCCUGAAAAACAACAAAAAAAUUUUGUAACAUUUAAAAAAGAAACCCGAAUAGCCUUUAAUUCUUUAAUAUGCUUAAAUUUUAUGUAAAUUGGUUUUGCCACAUGUGUUUGUUCACGUUCUAAAUGACUUAAUGGGAUUCUCACAGUCGGUGUCUUUGUGUCCCGUGUAUACUAUGGGCUUGUGACGUAAGCGCUUCAUCUGGUCAGUGGUCGCUUUGAUAUUGUACUGCAGCUGGGCGGGGGCUCCGGAACCUGCCCCCGGGUGAUAAGGUUCCUCUCGGUAGAUUGGAGAGAUGGGGGUGGGGGGCGAAUUCUCACACACGUUUUCUUAAACUAUUUGCAGAAACUUUCAAAAGGCAUUUGGUUAAACCUCUUGGCAGUACAGUAUUCUUGUAUUUGUUAAUGUCCGUGUUUAGGUACUGGUACCUUUUUGUUUAAAAAUGUUCUAAGUGUUGGCUUUAAAGUGAAUUUAUCUUUAGUAUGAUAGUUAUAUGAAAAUUAUAGGGUUUGUGUGCAGAGAAUUUUUUUAUAAAGUGCUUUGUAAAAAAAAAAAAAAUGUAUUCUAGCUUUCGCGGUACAUAUGUGUGAUAACUUUAAUAUCCAUGACAGUUAAGUGCAAUUAUUUCAUCACUCUAAAAAUGCUAUUUUUGUGUCAGUUCCUGCAGGUGUUUUCAUGUCUUUGCAAAGUGACACAUUUUGAUGCCUUCUUGAUAAAGUGGUAGACAUUUUGUAGCUUUCUAGAAACUUUGUAUUCAUACGGUAUCAAUGAAAAAUAAAGAAAAUGAAAGUGUGGGUUAC
This is a messenger RNA of Leptonychotes weddellii (Weddell seal), 8647 nucleotides long. NCBI's taxonomy places the organism in Eukaryota, Metazoa, Chordata, Mammalia, Carnivora, Phocidae. The record is from RefSeq and is a predicted model, not a curated record.